This is a messenger RNA of Chroicocephalus ridibundus (black-headed gull), 4874 nucleotides long. It is a transcript of the gene MINPP1, whose product is annotated as multiple inositol-polyphosphate phosphatase 1. The record is from RefSeq and is a predicted model, not a curated record. Gene Ontology annotation, molecular function: acid phosphatase activity; inositol phosphate phosphatase activity. The transcript is spliced from 5 exons. Bases 114 to 1484 code for a protein of 456 amino acids. NCBI's taxonomy places the organism in Eukaryota, Metazoa, Chordata, Aves, Charadriiformes, Laridae.
CCCUCGCCUGGCUACAAGCCUCCCGGGUUGAGGCGCGGCCCCUGAGGCGAGGGGAAAGCGAGAGGAGGCGGCCCCGCUCCGCCUCUUCCUGCGGGAGCCGCGCAGUUGCCGCCAUGGCGCCGCACCGGGCAGCCCCUGCGCUCCCCUCCGCGGCCAUCCUCCUCCUCCUCCUGCCGCUGGCGAGCGCGGGGCUGAGCGGCUACUUCGGCACUAAGUCCCGCUAUGAGGAGGUGAACCCGCACCUGCUGCGGGACCCGCUUUCGCUGGGCCCCGCCGCCGGGUCGCGUCUGCCCGCCGCCUGCGCGCCGCUGCAGCUCCGCGCCUUGCUCCGCCACGGCACCCGCUACCCCACGGCCGGGCAGAUCCGCCGCCUGGGCCAGCUGCACACUCGCCUCCUCCGCCGCCCCGCCGCCGCAGCCUGCCCCGCCGCCGCCGACCUGGCCGCCUGGCAGAUGUGGUACGAGGAGAGCCUCGACGGGCGGCUGGCGCCGCAGGGCCGGCGCGACAUGGAGCACCUGGCCCGCCGCUUGGCCGCCCGCUUCCCCGCCCUCUUCGCCGCCCGCCGCCGCCUGGUGCUGGCCAGCAGCUCCAAGCACCGCUGCUUGCAGAGCGGCGCCGCCUUCCGAGACGGACUCGGGCCUUCCCUCAGCCUCGGCAGCGACGAGGUGGAGGUUGAAGUUAACGAUUCCUUGAUGCGGUUUUUCGAUCACUGCGCCAAGUUUGUCACCUUGGUGGAAGACAACGACGUGGCGAUGUGCCAGGUGGAUGCCUUCAAAGAGGGGCCAGAGAUGAGGAAAGUCUUGGAGAAGGUCGCAAGUGCCUUGUGUUUGCCGGUGGAGGAGCUGAAUGCAGAUCUUGUUCAAGUGGCUUUUCUCACCUGCUCAUAUGAGUUGGCAAUAAAAAAUGUGACCUCCCCAUGGUGUUCACUCUUCAGCGAAGAAGAUGCCAAGGUACUGGAAUACCUGAAUGACCUGAAGCAAUACUGGAAGAGAGGAUAUGGCUAUGACAUCAAUAGUCGCUCCAGCUGCAUUUUAUUCCAAGAUAUCUUCCAACAUUUGGACAAAGCAGUGGAAGAGAGCAAAAGUUCAAAACCCAUUUCUUCACCUUUGAUUGUACAAGUUGGGCACGCAGAGACGCUUCAGCCACUACUUGCCCUUAUGGGUUUCUUCAAAGAUGAUGAGCCUCUCAAGGCAAACAAUUAUGUCAGGCAAACGCAUCGGAAGUUUCGCAGUGGCCGGAUUGUGCCUUAUGCUGCCAACCUGGUAUUUGUGCUUUACCACUGUGAUCAAGUGAAAACCUCUAAAGAGGAAUAUCAAGUGCAGAUGCUGUUGAAUGAAAAACCGAUGCUGUUUCAUCACUCAAAUGAAACCAUCUCUACUUACGAGGACCUCAAGGACUAUUACAAGGACAUCCUGGAAAACUGCCACUUCAAAGAAGAGUGCGAAUUAUCAAAAAUUAAUAUUACUGCUAUUGAUGAACUUUGAUGGAAUGAAACGGAGUGGGUGUCGUGCAAAUUGAUCUCGGUUCUGUUCGGCAGACGUUGUGAACAAGCACUUUUGACGAUUUGCUGCUGCUGUGUUGACUUUCUGAACUGGCAGAUUUGAUGGGUUGUCUCAGUUAGCUCAGUGCACUGUUUAUUUAUUACAUAAGCAGAAUUACAAAACCAAAUGCUGUAACAGGGGUGUUGAUGAGCAUUUUUAACAAAUAAGUGAUGUCAGAUGAAGGGUACCUGUAUGUUAAUAUGUGUGAAUAAGUAAUUUCAUUGGUCAUUCCUUUUAGGAAUGUGCCGUGGAUGGAUUUUGGAGCUGGGGUGACUUCUAUUUUGUCAGAGUUGGAGGUGGUUGGACCGAUUCAGUAUUGCUUUGUGCUGCCUGUUUUGCUAGCUGCUGUUUUCCUGUGGCAGGCAUGAAUUCAAACCUGUGAGCCUUUUUGCUCCUUUUCCUGAGCCUCUAGAAGGGAGAGGGUACAUAAUCCUUCUCCACAGAUGCCCAACUUCUGCCUGGAAAGCAUCACGCAAACAUCUCUCUCUUGGGCGUUUAAAGCAGGAGGAGUUGCACUGUUCCUGCAGACAUUAUCUGCCUGAAAAGGGUCCAGGAGUUAAAAAUCUUAAAGUCAUCGCUGACCCAUCCCGCAUAGCACGUUAGCUUACAGGGUAAGUAAAUUAUCUUUUUAAGAAGAAAAGAAAGUGUUUAAAAAAAAAAAAAAAAAAAAAAAAAAAAAAAAAAAAAAAAACAAAAACAAAGGAGUAGGAAGUAGUCACUCUUUUUAAGGUGCUCUGGGACAUGCAGCAGUUGUUCUCUAAGUAAUCUGGUGUGUCCUUUCACUUGACACCAUCAAUUUCUUGUGUUAAAGGUUUGGGCUGGGGCAUUCAGGUUAGGCUCUGCUAUGGCGGUGAACAUCUUAGUCUUGUCUGGGGGCUGACAGUUUUCCUAGCAGCUCUGGUUGGAAGGUGGUCUCCAUUCCAGCCUCCUGCUUGAAAUGGGAUUGUUGUUAACCCUAAAUCCAUGCAGGUUUUGGACUGUAAAAAGUACCUGGCUGAGACUUAAUUUCUGCUAGCUUUAAUGCACCGAAUGUAGUGUCGCUUACAUAGGCCUUAUGCAUUUGAUGUGCCUCCUUGUUCUUGAAAUGAAGCUGUUUUUAAAGAAAUUCCUUGCAUACAAGUACUGGUGAUCUUUUAAAGCAACUGCACUUAAAGUAGGUUCAGUUGCUACUGGAAGUUGGAAAGUAUUUUAGAGCUCUACAGUGUGGCAGAAAAGGAAAAAAAUAAGAUAAUUGUCCAGAAAUGUCUCAAAAGCAGUAAGUCAGAUAAAAAUUCCUACAUCGCCCAGAAGGGAACAGCUGUGUGAAUAAGAUGCUCCAAAGCAAGUGAGGGUGUGGAUUUCUGGUGCAGGUAGCUCUUGAAGGGCAUACUCACACCCUGUAAUGAGUGUGCUGGUGCUCACUGUGUAAAGUGAGGCGUAGUUGCUGUCUUUGCUGGGGAGGGGGUGAAAGGUUGGUGUAAGUGAUUACCACAGGGUAUCACGUGCACUAUAAACAUUUAUACCCUCAUUUGCUGCAGGGUAACUUCUUUUUGUAGGCUCACCUCCAGAACUGGGAACUUAACUGCUGCAAAAAUGGGUAAGAGAAAGGCGCAAAGCUGAGGAGUUCAACUUAGCGUAUAUAUUUUUUUUUUGUUUUUCUUGAGGACUUAGGCUUCUGCAACUUUUUUUUUUAAUAUGGCUUGUAUAAAAGCACUUAAAGUUUACGUAUCUGUAAGUUGAGGAGCAAUCAAAAACCUGUUUUUUACUGUUGUACUCCGAGUUAAGGGUUGGGACGUAGAGCCCUGCUUCAUUGGUGCACUGAUUCCUGUGGAGACAGAGGUUCUGAUAGCUGAAGAUAGCGACUAGAACUGGGGGAUAUUUCAGCAUUAACAUCCCAGAGAAACACUCGCCUGUGUUAGCUCUGCAGCUGCUCUUGUGAAACUGGCGAAAUGGUUGGAGAGGAGUACUGAUGCUGAGACAAAUGUAGGUGUGUAGGUCAGGAUAAUUGUCAGCCCCAGCAUAUGACACUCACUGCUCUAUCAGCUUUGCAUGUCUCCUUUUUCACAUGAUCCUACCUUGAGAGUAAGUCAACUGAUUGUAAUUACUGUGACAGAUGCCUCUUACAAACUUUAUUGCAACAUUUUGAGGCAAGCUGCAAAGAAAUGAGCCUUUGUUUAAGGGCAGUUGAAUUUGGUAAAUAGCAGAUGCGAGGGUGAGAAAAUUCACCUUUGAACAAAUAUAUUUUUCUGUGAGUCAGUCAUCCUGUGAUGAUUCACGGUUUGAACAGAAGGGAUGAGAGCCCGACUAUUGGAGAUGAAUGGAGGAUUUCUGUUUGUCAGGUCGGUGAGACAUUUAAAGACAUCAUGUUUGUUAAGAGAUAAAUCCUUCUUCCUUAUGGAGGAGGAACACGUUGCACUUUGCUUUUUUUGGUCGUGCGCCAGAUGAGGUGGGGGAACCAAAAAGUUUCUUCUACAGUGAAGCAUCAUUUGCUUCUGUGUUACCAAGUUGGUUGUAUGCUUAAAUCCUGUGCAAAGGGCUUGAAGAAUGAGUCUUCAUAUUUUGCCUUGGAGUACCUGCAGCAUAACAGAUCUUGAGUGGCUCUCAGCAAUUAACAGAAAAGGAAAAUGUGCUGUUUGGUUUCUGAUCUGUGUUUAAAGGAUGCGCUGACUCACUCCUUUGGCAGAAUUGGAGGCUGCAGGUGGAAACUUUGCACAAUUGUAGCAAUAGAAGUGCCUGGACAUGUAAAUGUUCUGUGCACUCGCUCACGUGACUGAUUCUUACCAUUAGGAAGGUGAUUUCAGUCUGACCCUUUUAUUUAGUAAGUAUAUAAAUUUGUUUAUCUACUAAAAAGGAAAACUAAAGUGGAUCAAAAUAUUUCCUUAAAGCUGGGUGCUAGCUCAGUGAGCGGUGUUUGAACAGGCUGCUGUAUCUCAUGGCAUUGUAGAUUUACCACAUCCUGAAAAAGUCCUGCAAGAACAAUAAUGCUUUCUCUUCCAUCACGUGGCUCUGGACAAAACACCUCAUCUCCGUCAUCCAUUGAGGACUUCAUUUGCAACCUUUCUCAAACUGGAAGCUUUCAUUGAUUGAAAAAUACCAACAGUGUUCUUGGAUGCUGCCUUUAAAUACCUUUGAAAUGUCUUUUAUUUUGUUAAAUGUCUAAAGCUUAACGGAUCUUUCUGGCAAAUUAGUUUUUUCCUCCCAGUAAGUACUGCUGCUGUAAUUCUGGUUAGCAUCGUGCUGUCAAAUCACUGGACGCAAUGUGAAUUUGUAAUUAUAUGGUACUAACUGGAUGAAUUUUGAGAACUUGUUUUGGAUUUUUAGUGCUGUGAAAUAAAACUACACACUUUCCUCAUC